Messenger RNA from Lathyrus oleraceus (garden pea), 1078 nucleotides. RefSeq names its product 50S ribosomal protein L3, chloroplastic. Lineage: Eukaryota; Viridiplantae; Streptophyta; Magnoliopsida; Fabales; Fabaceae. The record is from RefSeq and is a predicted model, not a curated record. Gene Ontology annotation, biological process: translation. The transcript is spliced from 2 exons. Gene Ontology annotation, molecular function: structural constituent of ribosome. Gene Ontology annotation, cellular component: ribosome; chloroplast envelope. Bases 109 to 942 code for a protein of 277 amino acids.
AAAAAGAAGAUAAGACUUGUUUUUAAAAGCAUUGUUGUCUAUGGCUCUCUCUCUUCUCACAUAACAACUUAACUAACCAUUGACACUUAGAGCAUCCAUCCAUCCAUCAUGUCGCUCGCUUCCAUUUCUUCGGCAUUCUCCUCAUUCUCAAUUUCAUUACCCUCCUCCUCCCGUUCUACUUCACUUUCAUUCUCAACUUCAAUUUCCAAGAAUCCCUCUUCUCAAUUCCUCAAAUUGCAGCAACAUGAUAGACCAAAAAGACGAGUGGUUGUCAUGAGUAUGGAGGCUGGCGUUGGAGUCAUGGCUACCAAACUCGGAAUGAUGACUUAUUUUGAACCUAACGGAGAAGUUGUUCCCGUUACCAUUGUCGGUUUCAAAGAAGGCAACAUUGUCACUCAGAUCAAAACCGAAGCCACGGACGGUUACAACGCUGUCCAAGUCGGUUACCGUAGGGUUAGGGACACCAAAUUGACCCAACCCGAAUUGGGUCAUCUUAAAAAGUCUGGAGUCAUUCCUUUGCGCCAUCUUCAGGAGUUUCGUCUUCAAACUGUUGAAGGAUUUCAACCUAAUCAGCUCCUUGUCUUUGAUGAACUUUUCAAAGAGGGUGAUCUUGUUGAUGUCUCCGGCACCACCAUUGGCAAGGGUUUCCAAGGUGGAAUCAAGCGAUAUAACUUCAAGAGGGGUCCGAUGAGCCAUGGUUCCAAGAGUCAUAGACAAUUGGGUUCAAUUGGUGCCGGAACUACACCUGGUCGGGUAUACAAGGGAAAAAAGAUGCCUGGGAGAAUGGGUGGAUCCAACACAAAGAUCAGAAAGCUUAAGAUUGUUAAAAUUGAUAAAGAGCUUAAUGUUAUCAUGAUCAAAGGUGCUCUUCCUGGUAAGCCUGGGAAUCUUUUGCGGAUAGCUCCGGCCAAGAUUGUUGGCAAGAACAUUCCAAAGAAUUAGUCUCUUGCUCUUGUAAGGUUUUUGUUUUUCUUUUCUUCUUACUUUGUGUUAUCUUUGGUUAGCUUGUCUGUAACUGUUGUUAAAUUUAUUUAUACACUACUUUUUGCUUUCUCAAUCCAUUGAGUUGAUUCUGUUA